This is a messenger RNA of Macadamia integrifolia, 2530 nucleotides long. Its product is annotated as dehydrodolichyl diphosphate synthase complex subunit NUS1-like. NCBI's taxonomy places the organism in Eukaryota, Viridiplantae, Streptophyta, Magnoliopsida, Proteales, Proteaceae. The record is from RefSeq and is a predicted model, not a curated record. Gene Ontology annotation, cellular component: dehydrodolichyl diphosphate synthase complex; endoplasmic reticulum membrane. The coding region runs from base 1377 to 2195 and encodes 272 amino acids. Gene Ontology annotation, molecular function: ditrans,polycis-polyprenyl diphosphate synthase [(2E,6E)-farnesyl diphosphate specific] activity. The transcript is spliced from 7 exons.
CAAAAAGGUUUAAAAAACUCAGACCGAGUCUCUCUGAUUUUCACUUGACUCGGACUUUUCUCCCGAUUCAAAUGAGAAUCACCCGAGUCUGGUCACGUUGACUUUUGCCCUCCCUCGCCUCUGUUUCUCUCCGUCGAACCCAUCGCUGUUGUUACAGCCUCCUUCUGCCUCCACCACUACUCCGCCAAUGCUACUACUGUUGCAGUUCACAAGGUUGAAGAAGGCAAUAAAUAUCCAUUUUCUCACUCAAUUUUUGCAUGUCGGGGGAGAGGGUUCUUCUACAAUCCUGCCAACAACGUUGGAUGGGGAGUUUGGUUCUAUUUGGUAUUCAGAUUCUGUUUUCUGAAGUACAUCUAUUCCUUUUCAUUGCUCUAUGUACUCCUCAUACUUGUUUCAUUGGACUACAGUUGUGUUAUGUUUGUAUAUUCCUACAGAGAUCAUAUGGUGUUCACAAUCUUUCUCUUAUUUUGUCAUUGCCUUAGUUUUUUUGGAUCGGGAUUGGUUUCCUUUGGUAGAACUGUGGUGGGUUUCGCUUGACUUUAGGUGGAAGACAUGCGGGAAGUCCAUGUGAAUGCUAAUGCUGGGCCCUUGAGAGUCAAUUUCAGGGCAGAGCAUGAAGAUGUUGCCUCAUCACCCACGAGAUUAAACCCAAUUUGCAGACUUAUAUUGUCCUCACCAAGAUUUUCUGCAAGAGAUCAAGGCCAAGGGCUUCAUGGAUUGGAUGUGGAACAAAGGGGGGGGGGGGGUGUUCAAACUCACCUCGUUGGUUAUGGUUUGGUAAUUAAUGGUCUCCAAAAGAGGAGGAGGAAGUUAGAAGAUGCACUAGAACUGUUUGACGAAAUGUUUGACAGGGGAGUUUCCCCUUUGUGCUCGGUUAUGACAUGCCGAAUUACGGACUGCCAGAGAAAAGUAAAAGAACAGUUAGGAAUUUACAAAAAAAAAACUGACUCGUUUUGACAAGUUUUGACUCAUCCGGGUCACCAGGUUUUGGAAAAAGGCGAGUUGAGUCAGAAAACCUGAUUUUCCAACUAUAUUUUGGAUUUAGCACCCAAUGGUACAUAAGAAUCAGGGAAAAUGUUGGGUAUGCUACCGGUAUAUCGUAAGGUAGCACCCACUGUGUUUAUCUUUAUCUUCCCCCUUUUGAAGUGACCCCCUACCCUCCUAUAGGAUACCUCAUCUGGCCCCAUUGGUGCUGUCCACUAGCUUACCACAUUCCGGCAGCAUACCUUUCCCUCCCUAGAAUUAUUAUUAUUAGAAACUAGUCUCCACCUUUCUCUUUUUUCUUAAGUAGCAACAUAGUUAUAGAUAUAGGGGUUACUAUCUUUGUUUUUGUAUUAACAUAUCCUGCAAUCUUUUAAUUUGAUUUUAUCAUUGAUAUGUUUGCGCUUGAUAGAUACUAUUUACAGCUUUGCAGAUUUAUGGAUUUAGGGGAUAAAAUCCAGAGGUGUCUCAGACCAGUUGUACAUGCAUCCUGUGUGUGGAAUUUAGUUAAGCUUUUGCUUCGACUACUCUGGCAUUUGCUACAUCUUGCAAUCAGCAUAUGGUAUCUUGGGAAGGGUAUAGGUCUUAUGCUGCAAAGCUAUCUUAUUGCAAGCGGGCUAUUGAGGAGGUACAGAGUACUCAAUCUAAGUAACCUUCGAUAUCUAGCCAUUGUGAUAGACAGUGAAGAAGCCCGACACACUUUGAGGGUUGUUGAGCUCUUGAGCUGGUUGUCAGAUAUAGGUGUCAAGCAUGUUUGCCUCUACGAUAUGGAAGGAGUUCUGAAGGGCUCAAAGAAGAUUAUUUUGAAGAAAUUGGGUGAUGCAAGGCCAUUGGAGGUAGCUGAUGAAAGGAAUUUAUUUCUAGAAAAAAAGCAUAUGGUUUUGGAAUUUGUUUCCUUCUCUGAUGGGAAAGAGGGGGCAGCUAAAGCAGCUAGCUUUCUUUGUUCCAAGUAUUUAAAAUGUGCUGAUGGAGAUCAGGAGCCAGUCUUCACAGAACCUGAAAUGACCAAUGCACUGGGAGCCAUUGGUUUUGGGGGACCAGAACCUGACCUUCUUCUAGUAUAUGGGCCUACAAGGUGCCACUUUGGAUUCCCUGCAUGGAGAUUGCGGUACACAGAGAUUGAACAUAUGGGACCAUUGAAACACAUGAAAUAUGGUGCCAUCAUAAAAUCAAUUUGCAAGUUCACAAUGGUGCGCCAGAACUAUGGUUCCUGAGGUGAACACUGAUAAUGGUGCAUUCAAGAAAUUCUGUUGGAUCAGAUGGUAAAAGAUAAAUAAUGGGACAGUGAUCAAAGGAAACAUCGAAGUAUCCCUGGUUGCACCCUUGUGAAGCUAAAGUUUUUCGGGAAAUAAUGAGGCUAGAAGUGGAACUGGCUCAUCUUGCCCAUUUUGGUUUGUAACCAUUUCCAUUUAUUAAUUUCACGAGGGGAAAACAAUUGGUUAUCUUUCCCAAUGGGUUAUUUACUUAAGUGGUGUUUAUAUGGUCAGCAUCCUUUAUUGGCAUCUGCCCUAGCACUUUAUUCUUAAAUAAUAUAAUGAAUUUUCUGUUA